Molecule: messenger RNA, 2196 nt
Organism: Myripristis murdjan (pinecone soldierfish)
Lineage: Eukaryota; Metazoa; Chordata; Actinopteri; Holocentriformes; Holocentridae
Gene: rpap2
Product: RNA polymerase II associated protein 2
Exons: 12
Coding region: 59-2074 (671 amino acids)
Cellular component (GO): cytoplasm; nucleus
Molecular function (GO): RNA polymerase II CTD heptapeptide repeat phosphatase activity; RNA polymerase core enzyme binding
Source: RefSeq, a predicted model, not a curated record
GCUUGCCGUAGAGUCAAAUGCGUCACCGGUCAGAGGUGAAACUCCGCCAAACAGAAACAUGGAGAGGGAGCAGAUGAGAAGGAGCGCCCGGUCCUCCAAACCCUCCAAAAAAGGAGGCAAAAAUGUGAAGGCACGGAGCGCUGAAGAGGAAGCAAGAAGGAGGGAGGCUGUGAAGGAGGCCCUGAGGGAGAAGCUGGAGCUGGAGAGGAGAGCUCGGCAGGUGGUGGAGCGCCUCCUGGACGACAGCAUCACCGAGGACUUCCUGGUCGACUGUGCGAGGUUCAUCACUUGUGCCAAUUACAAAGAUGCUGUAGAGGAGAGAUCCAUAAUUAAACUGUGUGGCUAUCCUAUUUGUUCGAAUAAACUGAGCAAGAUCCCAACUCAACAGUACAAGAUUUCUACCAAAACCAACCGGGUGUACGACAUCACUGAGCGCAAGUGUUUUUGCAGUAACUUCUGCUACAAAGCCUCCAAAGAGUUUGAGCUGCAAAUAUCGAAGACCCCCCUCUGGCUCCGGCAGCAUGAGAGCCCUCCAGAAAUUACUCUGAUGACAAAAGGAGACCGCGGCAGCUCUGGUGAGGAGGUGAGACUAGCUGAGAGGAGAAUCUGCGAGGAUGACAUCGACAACCCUGUGCCCGACAACCCCGAGGGCUCCAAAAGCCUGAAGCAACAUUCCUCCUCAGGCGGCCUCAGCCACAGUGACAGCAGUGACGGCGAGCAGGAGCAGGACUUUGUCUCCAGCAUGGUCUCCCAUCGACAGGGACGCAGCGUACACUGGGGCGACCUGCCCAAACGAUCCGAUGAGGGAGACCAAAGAGAGGGAGGAAAGAUGGAGGGAGAGACAGAUAAAGAGGGGAUCCUGCAUCAGCAAAGUGAGAAUGUGGACCAGGACCGGCAGCUGAGAGUGGAGAAUAGACACGAUUCAUUAGGAUAUAAAACGCAACUUGAUGCUGGAAAGCAACUUCACACAGUAAGCACAGGCCAACCUGGUGAGCAGCAGACGCCCUUGGAGGUUAAAAACAUCCUUGUGGAAGAAACUACUGCUAAACUGAAUUCAUGCACCAUAACUGAGCCUGUCACCCACACCACUCUCCAACCUACUGACCCAACUCGGACACAGGACACCAGUCCAGUCGUCUCUCCUCCAUUUACAGACACAAACUCAACAGAAAGCAAAGCUCAGUUACAUGUGACCACCACCAGUCAGGACAGCCAGCCAGACAUUAGCAUCACCCAGGUGGGAAUGAGCAAGAGAGGAGCAGCAGGGCUACGGGACCUCCUCAAGCAGCACACAACAGGAACCAAACCCGAUGACAUCCGGCAGAAUCUUCUAGAGGGCCUGAGAAGAACCUUGAAAGAGUGGAGGACAGAGGAGACACUCAAGUUCCUGUACGGCACUGAUUUUUCCUCCCUCAUUCCCCCCACUGAUGGAACAGAAGAAAAAGAGGAAGAGGAGGAGCUGGAUGAAGACGACCUGGAGGAGGUGGUGGAGGUGGAAGAGGGCGGGACUGCGGCCAGGCUUCCCCAGGAGCAGAAUAGGCCGACGGCUGCAGCUCCAGACUACAAGACGCUGCAGAAGGAGACGCAGGAGCAGGAGCUUAGGAUCAGAGAGUUUUACAAAGGGACCUGGAUCGUGCCUGAGGAGGCCAACCAGCAAACUAAAGACUCCGAGGUGUCAGCCCAGGAUCAAGGUGGGAAGGACCCAGUUCUGCCACUGAUUGACUCUCAAGCCCAGCACGUCAUCCAGAAACGCAUCACUGUGGACAAACUCAACAGCUGUCUCCGAAACAUCGUGGGCCCACUGCAGCUUACAAUGAGUGAUAUCUCCACUGACCUCAACAGCCUGGUCAGGACGUUCAGGUUCACCAACACAAACAUCAUCCACAAAACUCCAGAGUGGACUCUCAUAGCCGUGGUCCUCCUUCAUCUGUUGGCAGAGGUAUUGCCGGUGGUCCGGGAGGCCCUGGAGAGCCCGGUGUCAGUCGAGUAUCUCAACACCCUGAUGAAGGAGCUCAGUUUACAGCAGGACGAUCUACUGAGCUUAGUCCAGCUGCUCAAAACCCCAGCCCUCUAACACACACACACACACACACACACACACACACACACAAACUGUGACGCAGACACUUAUGGGUGGACCUAUGGAUAAACACUCAGGAUGUUUGUCAGAAUACAAAUAAAUACAAAUGAACUCUG